Messenger RNA from Strongylus vulgaris, 1121 nucleotides. The record is from the annotation of a GenBank genome assembly. Lineage: Eukaryota; Metazoa; Nematoda; Chromadorea; Rhabditida; Strongylidae.
CACCCGACACUCUGAUUUCUUUCAUUCUUUCCAAGGAUGGAGUGAUAAAUGACGUAUGGUUAGCGAUUCGCUUGACAGCGGCAAUGAAGCAAAACGCUCCUAAAUUCAAGGUUCUAAUCAACGAACUUGAGCUUAUUCGAAAUUCAAGGCUCAGAUCCCUUUUCGGCACGAAACUCCAUGAAAUGGACCUUGACCAGGCUACUCUACAAAGCAUCAUAAAUAUGUUAGCUCAUGCAGAUGACCGCGUCAAUCAACUGGAAAAGUUGUCCUUACCUGAAUGGGUAGAUAUUGCGAAGUGCCAAACUUGGGUCUCCUACGCGCCUUUACUUAAAAAGUACGGAACUGUUGGCUACUUCUUUGUUUUCCUGAACUCCCUAGGACACUCUGAGGGUGAGCAUCUUCGCAGUAUUGUGGAUAAGGUGACUGAAGAUGGAGCUGUGAUGAUAUUCGAGAAGCUUAUAUCACGGAUUACAUACAUGGUUGCGUACAAAGAGUUAGAAUUUAGCAAUAGAACCUCAGAGGAAAUUACAACGCUUCUAAAAACAGCAAGUAUGAUCGCAUCCUCUGAUCUUAUAUUAAACAAAGAAAGCUUUUCUUCUCUAGCCCAAUGUGGCUACGCUCAGAGAUUUGGAAAUAUCUAUCUUUUGGUUAAUGAGUCUUUUCAACUCGCAUGGAUGUUACAAAUUAUGAAACUAUCAGUGUGGAACCAGGUCUUUCCACAAAACGAUCGUAGUCUUUCCGAUGUAGUUCGUCUCACCGUGAACCCGCAAGAUGAUGAAGAGCACAGAACUAAACGAAAAAUUGUUAUGGAGGAUAUUCAAAAAGUUCUUGGGAGCACUACUAUAAAGGAUCCCCAUGUUGCAAUGUUGAAGAGCAUAGAUGAUGUUAUUUACCAAAAGAGAAAGAUCCAUCUACGCGACACUCAGAAGGUUGCGGUACUAAGUGCUAUGAAAAACCAAAAGAAUCUUUUGUCACAGGUGAACACCGGAGAAGGGAAGAGUUUGAUUAUCGUAGCUCUCGCCAUAAUGAGGAUAAAGACUGCUAAUGAUGCUGAGACUGUCGACAUCAUUACAAGUUCUUCGGUUUUGGCUCAAAGAGAUGCAGAGCACAUGCGAGACAUC